UCAGCACACUCGCCAGACCAAACGGCGAGUAUAACGGAAGAACAGACGUAGGACUAGCAUAUAUCGUGAGACGCACGGCGCAUGGGUCGCCGCGCCGCCGGCGUUGUCCCGGCGCCGCGCCGUGACCGUCCAGCCAUUGACGUUGGAGGUAGCGGAGCAGGUGUGGCUCGCUCCCGUCGAUAGAUCAGGUUCACACCGAACCCUCGAUGGUUUUAAAAAUCUCUCGCCGGAUCCACGCCAACUGAACCUCGCAACCGCCAGCGUUUUUAUACCCGCCGUCGCCUUCCACUCUUCCACCCUCGGCCAAAGACAUCAGCCACACUUCGCAGGAGCUGCCGCCGCCAUGGGCAACCUGGUGUCGGCGAGCGCGGGCGGCGGCAAGAUCGUGCUGCCGGACGGGAGCGUCCGGGCUUUGGGCGAGGCCGUGUCCGUGGCCGAGCUCAUGGUGGAGCACCCGCGCCACUUCGUCGUGGACGCGCGCCUCGCGGCGGCCGGCGCCGCCAAGGUCGCCGCGCUGCCGGCCGACCACCUGCUGGACGGUGCCGGGGUGUACGUCGUGCUCCCGGCCACCCGGGGCAGGGUCUCCGCCGACGAGGCCCGGCGAGCGCUCACGGCGUCGCGGCUGCUUGCGCGGUGCCGGUCGAUGCCGGUCAGCGCACAGGAGCAGCGGGACGAGGCGGCGCCGUUGCUGGGCGGGCCCGGUGGCCACCAGCCGGAGUUCCUGAGCCAGGAGCUGACGCGCAGCGGGCCUUGGAAGCCCAGCUUGAAGACGAUCGAAGAGCGCGUGCUGCCGAGGAAGGUGCCCCACUGGCUCUUCUGA
This is a messenger RNA of Triticum aestivum (bread wheat), 820 nucleotides long. RefSeq lists its product as uncharacterized. The transcript has a single exon. Lineage: Eukaryota; Viridiplantae; Streptophyta; Magnoliopsida; Poales; Poaceae. The coding region runs from base 344 to 820 and encodes 158 amino acids. The record is from RefSeq and is a predicted model, not a curated record.